Messenger RNA from Aspergillus saccharolyticus JOP 1030-1, 603 nucleotides. RefSeq lists its product as uncharacterized. The record is from RefSeq and is a predicted model, not a curated record. Bases 1 to 603 code for a protein of 200 amino acids. NCBI's taxonomy places the organism in Eukaryota, Fungi, Ascomycota, Eurotiomycetes, Eurotiales, Aspergillaceae. The transcript is spliced from 2 exons.
AUGAAAUGGCACCAGUCACUCUUGCUAACAUGGCUGUUGGCCGCAGAGAAGGUUGCCUCAGCACCACAGAUUACAUCCUCAGCGACGACCGCGUUGAGGACCCAGUUCCCCCCAGCUCAGACUGAGAGGCUACUUAUUCCAGAGACACAGGGUUACUACCCAACCAGUCUUGAACGCGAAGGCCGUCCGUCUUCACAACCUUAUCCCACAGUCACGAAUGUGCCGCAUAAUCUCGACGACUUGUUGCAUAACCUGGAAAGCCCGGCAGAUCUGAUCGAUCUCUUAUUGCCUGAUUUUGGAGAUAUUGAUCUCGACUCCCCAGUCGAGGCGCCAGAACCAGAUUCUACCUCCGAAGAAGACAGUCCUUUUCAUAGACCAACUGGCCACAGGCCCACUCCCACUGGCACAGAUAGCGACGACACUGACGACAAUACCGAAGACGAAUCUGACGAUUCUGACGAUAGUCCAACUUCUGCGUAUUCCACCGGAAACGCUUCAACAGGAACCUCAACCACGGCAGUUCCCGACAGCAAACCAAGUGAGGCUUCUAGCCCUGCUGCCUCUUCGCAAUCAACCGUUGUGCCAAGUAAGUUAUGUAUCUAG